Hypomesus transpacificus is the source of this 7055-nucleotide messenger RNA. It is a transcript of the gene nfatc3a, whose product is annotated as nuclear factor of activated T cells 3a. The coding region runs from base 779 to 3907 and encodes 1042 amino acids. Gene Ontology annotation, cellular component: transcription regulator complex. The record is from RefSeq and is a predicted model, not a curated record. Lineage: Eukaryota; Metazoa; Chordata; Actinopteri; Osmeriformes; Osmeridae. Gene Ontology annotation, molecular function: transcription factor binding; RNA polymerase II cis-regulatory region sequence-specific DNA binding; DNA-binding transcription factor activity, RNA polymerase II-specific. Gene Ontology annotation, biological process: cytokine production; calcineurin-NFAT signaling cascade; regulation of transcription by RNA polymerase II. The transcript is spliced from 10 exons.
AGGAGAACUGGAACGGGAAAGAGUUAUCUCACUCUCCUUGUCUUGUCCUUUUUCUACCCUAUUUUUGUCACCCUGCCUCUCUCUCUCUCUCUCUCUCUCUCUCUCUCUCUCUCUCUCUCUCUCUCUCUCUCUCUCCCCCCUGUCUCUUUUUCUCUGCCGGUCGCUUUUUCUCACCUCCUGGGGCCAGUCUGGCAGCUCCUAGUCUGUCAUCAUAGCAGAACUGAGCUGUGCAGGCCUCGACAAGGACCACCAAACCACGUCUGUUUCUCUCUCUUUCUCUCACUCCUUUCUCAGGCUAUGAGAGACCACCGUUAACUGUGAGUGACUGAUCUAGCCUAAUGAAGUCUCCAGAGGCCAGCUUAGCAUCUCCACUUUGCUAGAAUCAGGUUCGAUUUCGCUCGGGUGGAAGCAAGGAUGACAUUUUGGCAUUAUGUAACGGAAUGCUGUUUGAGAGUUUGAUGUUGAAACCUAGUAUUAUUGAGUCAUAGAUGAAAGUCAGUGAUGAAAUCCUCCAUGUGAAAAGUCAGUUAGAGAAAGCUACUCUUUGGCGGUUCUAGCUGUUGCUCAGUGUCUGGACUCCUGACUCGGACUGUCUUGGCCGUGGGAAAGACUGAAAUUACAUCGCUCUCAUGGUGGACUAUUUUGAGCUCCCAGAGAGGGUGGCAGAGGGCAGGCGGCAGGUUUCAGAGCGCCGUUAGAGCAGGAGACCCCGAGCAGCGUCUGAAGUUGUCCAGUCUGAGCACCGCUUUAUCGUCUAACGGGAGUCAGCAGUGGAAGAAUGCUGUGUGCCACGUCACCAGAUCUGGAGCCUGAUGACAACACAUCGUUCUACAUCCUCAAUGUGGGCCAGCAUGUAGUCCCACUGCCAGGCAUGCAGUCUCACUCCCAGGUCAUCAGCACCUCGCCCCACCUGCAGUCCCACAAGGCCUACGAGCCCAUCUAUGAGGCCCACCACCAGGGCUCCAAGUACAGCCCAUCCCCUGGGGGGCCCCCCAAGGCCUUCGAAUGCCCCAGCAUCCAGAUCACGUCCAUCUCCCCCAGCUGCCAGCAGGAGAUGGACGCCAACGAGGAGGAGCUGCGGGCCAAUGGUCCUGACAGGGACUACCACGACAGACCCCAGUCCAGGGACCACCUGUACCUGCCCCUGGACCACUCGUACAGGGACUCCUCCCUCAGCCCCAGCCCCUGCAGCAGCCUGUCCUCCAGGAGCUGGUUCUCAGACGCCUCCUCCUGCGAGUCCUUCUCCCACGUCUAUGACGACGUGGACUCGGAGCUCAACGAGGCCGCCGCCCGCUUCACCCUGGGCUCGCCGCUGACCUCCCCCGGCUGCCCCUCUCCCCACACGGGCGGCAACCUGGAGGAGGGCCCCUGGCAGCACCACAACCCCGCCUUCGUCCACUCCCAUGCCCUCAACCUGUCACCGCGCCAGUCGCCGUGCCACUCGCCGCGCACCAGCGUGACCGACGAGAACUGGCUGAGCCCGCGGCCGCCGUCCCGACCCUCCUCCAGGCCCACAUCGCCCUGCGGGAAGAGACGCCACUCCAGUGCUGACAUCUGUUACCAGGGCUCCCUGUCCCCUCACCACUCCCCCACGCCCACACCGGGCCCCUCACCCCGGGGCAGCGUGACAGAGGACACCUGGGUGGGAAGCCCCUCCAUGGGCAUGUCCCCCUUCCAGUGCUGCCCCUCCGAGGCAGACAUCCCCUCCAAGACCAGGAAGACCUCCCAGGACAGAACGGUCUCACAGCCUGGGAAGGGGGACCUGGUGAUGGACGAGCAGGGGAACAUGUCGCCCCUGCUGGACUCCCCCUCGGACGACGCCAUGCACAGCCUGAAGAAGGACGGCCCUGGGGAACAGUUCCUGUCGGUGCCCUCCCACUUCACAUGGAACAAACCCAAACCGGGCCACACUCCCAUCUUUAGGACCUCCUCCCUGCCCCCUCUCGACUGGCCCCUGCCCAGCCAGUUUGGCCAGUAUGAGCUGAAGAUCGACGUGCACCCCAAGACCCACCACCGGGCCCACUACGAGACCGAGGGCAGCAGGGGAGCCGUCAAGGCCGCCUCUGGAGGUCACCCCGUCGUCAAGCUGGUUGGCUACAGCGAGAAGCCUGUCAACCUGCAGAUGUUCAUCGGGACAGCGGACGACCGCUACCUAAGACCGCACGCCUUUUACCAGGUGCAUCGGAUCACAGGGAAAACAGUUGCCACUGCCAGCCAGGAAAUCAUCAUCUCCAGCACAAAAGUUCUUGAAAUUCCUCUCCUACCAGAAAACAAUAUGUUGGCCAGUAUUGACUGUGCUGGCAUCCUGAAGCUCCGGAACUCCGACAUUGAGCUCCGGAAGGGCGAAACAGACAUCGGGCGGAAGAACACUCGUGUUCGGGUGGUGUUCCGUGUGCACAUCCCCCAGCCCAACGGGAAGGUGCUGUCUCUGCAGGCUUCCUCCGUCCCUGUCGAGUGCUCUCAGCGCUCAGCCCAGGAGCUUCCCCAGGUGGAGAAGUCCAACUUGACCAGCUGCCUUGUCAGUGGGGGAGAGGAGAUGGUCAUCACCGGCUCCAACUUCUUCCCAGAGUCAAAGGUCAUCUUCCUGGAGAAAGGCCCCGAUGGAAGACCACAGUGGGAAGUUGAGGCCAAGAUCAUUCGUGAAAAAAGUCAAGGAUCAAGCAUCGUGGUGGAGGUCCCGCCCUACCACAGCAAGACGGUGACCUCGUCCGUGCAGGUGCAGUUCUACGUGUGCAACGGGAAGCGCAAGCGGAGCCAAUCGCAUCGCUUCACCUUUCUGUCAGUCCUAGUAAAGCAGGAGCUCAGAGAAGAUAUGGACGCCCCUGCUGUGCCCCCCAUGUCCAUGUCCAUGCCCCAUCCUGCCAGCCUUGUCCGCACCCAGCUGCCUUCCCCUGAGCAGGGACACCCGCCGGACAGCCUUCUGUCCAGCUCCCCUCGCGGCCUGGCCCCAGGCCCCGGCCCCAACCUGCUCCCCCUGCAGUCCUCCUGCCCUCCCAUGGGCUCUCCAUCCUUCCAGCACCUGCCCCACCUCCAGGGCCGCAGCCUCCACACGCCUCCAGACUGUCACAUGACAUUUCACCCCGGCUCCUCCGCCCCUCCCCUCAGACCCGCCUACCAGCCUAUGCACAGCCACGUCCACGGGCACAACAUGCCCUACAACGGUCAACCCAGUCUUCCCAUGAACACCGGUGCCCCCCAGGGCUACGAGAGGAUGCCUUUCCAACAGGACCCUCCCCCCCCUCACCCCAUGGGGCUGAGUAUGGUGUACCAUCCCCCUCCCUCCUCCAACUCCCCCACCGCCCCCAGCCCAAACCCCAACAGCGCACCAAGCCAGCCUCCGACCCACUCGUCCCCUCACCUGCACACACUGGGCUACCACUGCCCCAACCCGGCCCAAGUUCCCUCCCCCAGCCACCCCCUGGGACAGCCCUCCCCUCAGCUGCAGCGCGCCAUGGGUUACCACCCCAUUGGGAAGAGAUCCGCCUCCUGCCCCACCCCAUCCAACGCCCCGCCCCGAAUGGUCCCCUCGCCCCACUCCGGCCCAUCCUCCCCCCAGCUGCACCAGCUGCCCUACCAGUCACCCACCUCGCCCUCCCCCACGGGCAGCCCCCUGGGGCCGCUGCAGCACUCAGGCCAGCCCUCCCCCCAGGCCAGCAGCCCGGUCAUGGCCAGCCUGUCUCCAGUAGGGCCCCUAGGGCACCCCCCGCUGGACUCCCAGGGCCCCUUCCCUCCUGCUCCGGAGGAGGAGAACGUGAACAUCAAGCAAGAGCCUGAAGAGAGGGAGCCCACGUUCCGCUCCAUAGGGCUGCAGGACAUCACUCUGGAUGAUGUGAAUGAGAUCAUCGGCCGGGACAUGUCCCAGACUCCAGGUGCACACGCUCAGUCAGUAGCACACAAUCAUUCAUAGCCCAGACUACUGCCAGGCCUCCACACACCCUGCUGGUCCCAGCUCCAGCCCCCAGGUCCAUCCACAGCCCUGCUCCCUGCCCCUGCCUCCCCAGGACAGGGCAAGGCAGGCCAGAGAGAGACUCUGGGCUGAAAGGCCUCAUCUCCACCUCCUAGACCUGCCCAGCCACUCCUAAUCAACACUCCUAGUAUUGCAACACACACUACUCCUUGUGCACAAGUACACAACAGGCCAACACACGCAUGACUGUCACACUCACACGCAUGACACAUGUCCCAAGCACAGUUGCACCCGUGCUGAGGCUAACAGUGCACACGUGCCGGUUGCGGGGCUGAAAGGCCGCUCUGCAGGUUGCGUCGAGCAGUGCAAGUACCCCAGUCAGGUAAGGCAGGGAUGCAGCGAGACAUGCUCGCUUGCUCUGCACAGGUUAUACUCUUCAGGCCCAGUGAGAAGGUCUUUGGUUCGGAAACUGACCCCCUCCACUCAAGCAGGUUCUAUGCAGCAGAACAGAUCUGAUUGGCUCAUGCAACGUGGCUGCCUCCAAUGACAGUGGCGUUCACACCGUGCACUAGAAACUGCAUCUUGCUUUUUUUCUAUUGGCCGGGUAUCAGUCGGGACAGAAUAGUAGGGUGAGGCAGACUGUUCACAUAGCGAUGUGUGUCCUCAUCCUGCCACCAGCAUAGGCCCUCGUGUGUGUUCCCUCUGAAGCUCAGUUGGGCUGGAGAGUGUUCUCCUCUGUAACACUGCCCCCUGGUCUCAGGUCUGGAGGUACGUGUGUGUGCGUGUGUGUGUGUGUGUGAUUUACCCGUUUCCAUGAUGCUGGACAGGAUCUGUAAUAUGCAACAUUCCACACUUCUAGUGUACUUCCAGCCUUGUAGAUAUCUGUACAUUAUUGCUUCCCCCCCCCCCCUCCUCCUCCUUUUUCAGGUUGAACAAAUGCCUUAUUAACACAUAGCAGCUUUGAAUAACAGCAAGAGCUUUCUGUUUGUUUUGCACAGCUGACGUUCUCGCUGAAUGAGGUUAACUCUUGCAUUGUUGUCAUAUAGAUUUAUGGGUGGGUCGAUGGACGUGAUUUAAACGAAUGUGACUUUGAAACAUAACUUUUGGACAUGGGUAUCUAGAUCACUCGUCUGUGUGCGGUUGAGCCUUCAGAGAGGUGGUGUGUUGGCUGUUGAACGACGGCGUCUGAAUGAUCCACAGAGGCAUCUGGGGGGUCAGAUGGCUGAGCGGUUAGGUAAUCGGGCUACCAAUCAGAAGGUUGCCGGUUCCAUUCCCGGCCGUGACAAAUUACGUUGUGUCCCUGGGCAAGGCACUUCACCCUACUUGCCCCCGAGGAAUGUCCCUGUACUUACUGUAAGUCGCUCUGGAUAAGAGCGUCUGCUAAAUGACUAAAUGUAAAUGUAGACCCGCCGAGUUCCUCUGAGCUCUGUCACGCAAUAAGUCACCUGAUUUCCAGGGAUCCCUCGUGUGCCUUCCACCCACUAACAACCACCAGAACCUGGCUGCUAUGGCAGCUUGUUCUAUUGGAUCUAUGAUAACUGCACAUUGGAACUGUAAAAAAUAUAUAUUUUAUAUAUAGGCCUAUAUAUAGUCCACUGUAUUUGUGUAAAGUCAGGUCCCUACACUCCAAACAACAAAGUCCAUGAUAGUUGUAAGGACACUGCCGAAUGAGGGUGGUUCUGCCACCAGCUCCGUGACAAUCACUAGUCAGUGUCUUCACUUGGGUCAAUCUUUCAUCCAGUCACCUACAACCUGGUGUCAUAUAAAUAUUAGUGAUUCUCUUUUCUAAUAAACCGAAAAGGUCCCUUUUGGGAGAAAUGCACAGUGGAAUGGAUGACAUUCUCACAGCAAUAACAAUGACUAUAAAUGCAUAUUACUGUACAAUUUGAGUAUUAUAGAAACACUUUCCAAAGAAUGGGUAAAGACUGAGUGUUUCAAGGUCUUUUAGAGGAUGUGGAGCCUAAUUCUGAAUGAUAGAUGGAUGGAUGGCACAGAAAAGAGAAAAUACUCUUUUGGGUUAAAUUGGCCUGCAAAAAAAAUACAAAAAGAAAAUAGAUGGCCACUCGAUGAAAAAUUGCUUUGGCUGUUUGCCUUAAUGAGUUGUCUUUGACUGGCGCUUUUGCAUGUUUUUUGUCGUUUUUUUCUGAGGGGGGCGUUAAGGAAAGCUUUGUCAGUCAUGCCCAGGUGGAAAUGAGACUAAUCCUGCUAUGCACUAAAACCCUGUGUGAUGCCUUUAAAAACCCCAGAAAUCGAAAAGAGAAAAAAGAAAACCUUGAUGCCUGUAGUUGUAGACGGCUUAGAUGCUUUGAUCGAAUGUUCUAGAUAAGCAAACCAGAUUUAUUCUUUCUGUAUAAAAAAAUUCAGUGAAUUUGUCUUGUAAAGGACACAGUGCAAGCGUCUUAAUAGUAUAGUGUGUGAGUGUGUGUAGGUGUGUUUGCACCCAAUAAAUUGUACAUAAGCAAGUCCUAACUGACUUUCAACGACAAAAAAGCACACAGAUGCAUUAGGCUAUGCAAACCACAACAUGACGAUGGGACAUUUGGCAUCAAAUACAAAUGACGGAUUUGUAAUGUGUUUGUUUUCCCUCUCAUGAACUUUGUCACUUGUUGAACGGUUUCAAAUAGAUGUCACGACUUGACUGUGUAAACUGUAGCAAUGCCUUAACUCAUGUUCGAAUACCAAUUGUUGGUUGUCUGUACGCUCUUCCGUGUUGAUUUAGGAAGAACCUUUGGGUCAUUUUUGGACAGGUUGUUAGCUGGGUGGUUGGGUAUGGGGCUGGGAGAACCCUGCUGAAGACUGACCCAGAUGUCCUCUUCUGUCAAACCAAAGACCGAUCAAUUAUGUUCCCAUUUUACAUACAGGUACAGCAACACAGACGUAGAACUCUAUUUUUGAUACUUUGAAAUGGAUGUCAUUCCUAAAGGUUGGGGACAUAUAUAUAUCUAUAAAUAUAUAUAAAAUAAUGUUUUGUAAAAUAAAGGGAAAUACAGGUUUAGCUGAUGUUUACAGAGCCUUGUCAUUUCGUGUACAUUUUGUAUUUUAACAUUUUGUAAUUUCUAAGACUGCAGUGCUUUUUGAAAUUAUUCAAAGGUAAUACCUUGCCUCCUAGGAUCUUUAGUAGUGUAUGAAUAAAAAGAAAAAUAUCCAA